GCGUCCCAAGAUGGCGUCGUGGCUGCCGGACACUCUGUUCGAAAUUGUAGGACAAGGCCCGGCUCCGAGCAAAGAUUAUUACCAGUUACUGGUCACCCGUUCCCAGAUAAUCUUCAGAUGGUGGAAGAUCUCUCUGAGGAGUGAGUAUCGAACAGCCAAACCUGGAGAAGUCAAAGAAUCUCACGUAGACUUCCUAGAGAAUUCACAUCUUCAAGUUCAAGUUGCCUUAAUAUUUGGUGCAAAAAUCAUAGAGUAUGUCCUCAAUCUGUGCCAAGGAAAAUUUGACUUCCUGGAGCGACUCUCGGACAGCUUGCUCCUGUGUAUCAUCUCCUACCUGGAUCUUGAAGACAUCGCCAGGCUAUCACAAACGUCGCGCAAAUUCGCCAAGCUGUGCAUGUGUGACACACUGUGGGAACAGAUUGUGCAAUCUGCGUGCGACACCAUCACCCCGGAUAUGAGGGCCCUGGCCGAGGACAUCGGCUGGAAGGAGAUGUUCUUCACCAACAGGCUGCAGCUCCAGCUCCAACUUCACAGGAGGAAGCAGAAGCUUACCAGUCACCGGGGGGCGGAGCCAGCCCUAGGGACACGCCCUCCUGCCCACAGGCCGGCCGGGGCAGUUGAGGCACGGCAGGCCCAGCUCCUUUCUGCUUCCUUGCCUUGA
Messenger RNA from Chrysochloris asiatica (Cape golden mole), 661 nucleotides. It is a transcript of the gene FBXO36, whose product is annotated as F-box protein 36. The transcript has 4 exons. Gene Ontology annotation, molecular function: protein binding. NCBI's taxonomy places the organism in Eukaryota, Metazoa, Chordata, Mammalia, Afrosoricida, Chrysochloridae. The record is from RefSeq and is a predicted model, not a curated record. Bases 11 to 661 code for a protein of 216 amino acids.